Messenger RNA from Psammomys obesus (fat sand rat), 2526 nucleotides. It is a transcript of the gene Adpgk, whose product is annotated as ADP dependent glucokinase. Gene Ontology annotation, biological process: glucose metabolic process. The record is from RefSeq and is a predicted model, not a curated record. Lineage: Eukaryota; Metazoa; Chordata; Mammalia; Rodentia; Muridae. Gene Ontology annotation, molecular function: ADP-specific glucokinase activity. The coding region runs from base 52 to 1542 and encodes 496 amino acids. Gene Ontology annotation, cellular component: endoplasmic reticulum. The transcript is spliced from 7 exons.
GGAGGCGCGAGCCGAGAAAGCUUGCUGCCACUCGCGCGGCGGCGUGUCCACAUGGCGAUGUGGCGCGGCUCUGCGUGCGCCGGCUUCCUGGCGCUGGCCGUGGGCUGCGUGUUCCUGCUGGAGCCGGAGCUGCCGGGCUCUGCGCUGCGCUCGUUCUGGAGCUCGCUGCGGCUGGGGCCCGCGCCCGUCUUCCCGGGACCCGUGUCCCCCGAGGGCCGGCUGGUGGCCGCCUGGGACGCCCUCAUCGUGCAGCCUGCCCGGCGCUGGCGCCGCGUGGCCGUGGGAGUCAAUGCCUGUGUGGAUGUGGUGAUCUCUGGCGUGAAGCUCCUGCAGGCACUUGGCCUCAGUCCUGGGAGUGGAAGAGAUCAUGCUGUUCUACACUCGAAAAGUGAUCUGGAAGAAGCCUUCGUCCACUUCAUGGGGAAGGGAGCCGCUGCUGAGCGCUUCUUCAGUGAUAAGAAGACCUUCCAUGACAUCGCCCAGGCUGCAUCUGAGUUCCCAGAAGCCCAGCACUAUGUAGGAGGAAAUGCAGCUUUGAUUGGACAGAGGUUUGCCGCCAGCGCAGACUUAAAGGUUCUUCUUUGUGGUCCAAUUGGUCCAAAGCUGCAUGAACUUCUUGAUGACAAUGUGUUUGUUCCACCAGAGUCACUGCAGGAAGUGGAUGAGUUCCACCUUAUUUUAGAGUACGUGGCAGGGGAGGAGUGGGGCCCGUUUAAAGCUCCCCAUGCCAACCGGUUCAUCUUCUCUCACGACCUCUCCAACGGGGCCAUGAAUAUGCUGGAGGUGUUUGUGUCUAGCCUGGAGGAGUUCCAGCCUGACCUGGUGGUCCUCUCUGGAUUGCACAUGAUGGAGGGACAAAGCAAGGACUUCCAGAGGAAGAGGCUCUUGGAGGUUGUCACCUCCAUUUCUGACAUUCCCACGGGUAUUCCAGUCCACCUAGAGCUGGCCAGUAUGACCAACAGGGAGCUCAUGAGCAGCAUUGUGCAGCAGCAGGUCUUUCCCGCAGUGACUUCUCUUGGGCUGAAUGAACAGGAGCUGCUGUUUCUCAGCCAGUCGGCAUCUGGACCCCAUGCUUCUCUCUCCUCCUGGGAUGGUGUUCCUGACGUAGGCAUGGUCAGUGACAUCCUCUUCUGGAUCUUGAAAGAACAUGGGAGAAGUAAAAGCAGAUCCUCAGAUCUCACCAGGAUCCAUUUUCACACGCUGGUCUACCACAUCCUGGCAACUGUGGACGGACACUGGGCCAACCAGCUUGCAGCUGUAGCUGCGGGAGCUCGAGUGGCUGGGACACAAGCCUGUGCCACUGAAACCAUAGAUGCCAGCCGAGUAUCUCUAAGGGCACCUCAGGAGUUUAUGACAUCUCAUUCGGAGUCCGGCUCCAAGAUUGUAUUAAACCCAAAUAAGCCAGUGGUGGAGUGGCACAGGGAGGGAAUAACCUUCCACUUCACACCUGUAUUGGUAUGUAAAGACCCCGUUCGAACUGUGGGCCUUGGUGAUGCCAUUUCAGCUGAAGGCCUCUUCUACUCAGAAGUACACCCUGAUUAGGAGGGCUGUAGAUGGUUGUGUGAGGAAUGAAAACCACCAUCUUAAGAAUUCCAGGAAGAACAUAGCUUGGGAAAUAGGCCUGUGGAUGUCAGACAGUUCCUAGAUCUAAUUGGAAGACAGCCAAAGAAAUCAUAGCAGAUUAAACUGUACAGAUACAUUCCAGCCUGUUGGCAAUUACAUAAAAACACUUCAGGUUUAAUUGAAACUUCACUAUCUACUAAUGACUGGAUUUUUGUUCUUAUGUUGUUACAAAGGUUCAAACCUCCAUUCCUGAAUCCCCAGUAGAUGUUCCAUAAGGUAUGGUGUGACACACUUGACUCUGGGGAGCUCGUCCAGCCACAGAAAGCACUUCUUUCCUGGCCCACUAGAGAAGGGGUCUCUCUCCCCACAAGCCUGACCACUCAGAAAAUCUGGAGGAGGCAGUCAUAAGGAGACUUAUGCUUCUGGCAGAAUCAAGUUUUUCACUCACGGUUAACAGUGACAGUUGUUUGAUAUGUGUAUCUUCCCAGCCUCCUGCUCUCAAGACACUGGUCAGAGGCACCAGAAAGGACAGAACAAAUUCUGUGCUUUAUGGUCUCAGGCUGGACAUGCUUGGGGGUCCUUGGGCCACCUGAUCACUCUGCUUGGAAGAACCAUGCCUUCCUGCCCCCAGCUCAGUCUGUACAUGGGGCUGACUGGGAAAAGGCCCCGUGGCCUGGGCUCAGCCUCGCUGCUCAGCCCUGGAAGUGCUUUCUGUAGCAGAAGACUGGUACUCGUUCUUUCUGAGCCUUGAAGAGAUGUGCUUUACAACUGGAAUGUGCUUCUGUUUAGAGCGCAUCAUGAGUUUUGUGUUUUGCUUUGACGCGUCCACUAAAGAGUCCAUUAAAGAGAGCGCCUCAUAAGAGCCCCAGGAUCAUGAAUGUGUCAUGUUGUAUAUUUAUUUUUUUAAUAAAUCAAGAUUUCUGUGUGCUUUUAAAAAUAUUAAAACAAUUUACCUUUCCGGGA